Molecule: messenger RNA, 4800 nt
Organism: Megalobrama amblycephala (Wuchang bream)
Lineage: Eukaryota; Metazoa; Chordata; Actinopteri; Cypriniformes; Xenocyprididae
Gene: adamts8a
Product: ADAM metallopeptidase with thrombospondin type 1 motif, 8a
Exons: 9
Coding region: 272-3103 (943 amino acids)
Biological process (GO): proteolysis; extracellular matrix organization
Molecular function (GO): zinc ion binding; metalloendopeptidase activity
Source: RefSeq, a predicted model, not a curated record
GCUGUAGAAGCCCAAGACAGUAUAAAUACCAGCAACGCGAACAUUCUUCACUUAUACAGUUAGCCGGAUGAGUAUUUUCUUACAAGACUGUUUUUAUGAACUCUCGAGACUUAAUUUUAAUUCUUAUUAAGUCAAUAUUAAUAUUAGGGGUUUCUUUUCAUUUUCAUAGGAUUUUUCAUUAUCAUCUUAGUUUUAAAAUAGAACUAUCUGUGCGUCCAGUUUUCCUAUUUUACAACAUACAGUUUUGAAUAUUUUCGAAUUCACUAUUAAAAUGGUAUCCACAAUAGUUUGUUAUAUACUUUUCUUAGUAAAUAUUAUGUCUCAGUUUGCUCUCGGUGAGCUAAACGAGGAAGAGGAGACUGUGCCAAUAAACCUUGCAUUCAGAAGAGGUGUUUUUUGGAGGAAUGAAGAGAGACAGCGUUUUAAGAUCAAUGCCUUUGGCCAGCUUUUUGUGCUUGACCUGACGCCGGACAGCAAGUUCGUGUCUCCAGCAUUAAGCGUCCAGCGCAUUAAAGCAAAGGAUCUCCCCGCGAUUCUGGACGCCUCCAGGAGCGGAGGUGCUCUCAGGGAUGUCACCCAGUAUGGAGACAGCGGUGCGGACCUCAGAGACUGUUUCUACACAGGAACGGUCAACUCUGAAAAGGAAUCUGUAGUUGCUGUCAGUUUAUGUCACGGCAUCCAGGGUACUUUCAUAACGCAAGGGGACGAGUACUUUAUUCAGCCCAAAGCAAGUGCCAAGACCACCGGGAAAUCUUUUACGCAGGUGCACGUAGUUAAAAGGCGAGUCUUUUCUAACAUCCGGAGAGCCUCAAAUAUGGUCUUUGAUCAAAUGAAAGUGGACCGUUAUGUGAAAGAGAGAAACCUGAACUCUAGUGAAGACGAAGACGGCAAAAUGAGACGCGCAAAAAGAUUUGUGUCAGCUGCGAGAUACAUCGAGACACUGAUAGUGGCCGACGCUUCCAUGACACGUUUCUAUGGAGACGAGAUAAAGCACUACCUCCUGGCAGUGAUGUCCAUGUCAGCGCAGAUCUAUGCACAUCCCAGUCUGAAAAAUGCUGUUAGUCUGGUGGUAGUAAAGAUGGUGGUUGUUGAGGAUGAGGAGGUGGGACCUGAGCUUUCAAGCAAUGGCGGUGUUGCCCUGCGUAACUUCUGCAUGUGGCAACAACUUUUCAACCCAGGCAGCCAGAGGGAUCCUGAGCACUAUGACACUGCCAUCCUGUUCACUAGAGAGGAUAUUUGUGGAUAUAAGGAUUGUGACACUCUGGGUGUAGCUGAUGUUGGCACUAUGUGUGACCCCAAAAGAAGCUGCUCAGUUAUAGAGGACAACGGCCUUCAGGCAGCGUUUACUGUGUCACAUGAACUCGGCCAUGUACUCAGCAUGCCACAUGAUGAUUCUAAAAAUUGUGAGAAAUGGUUUGGACAUCUCAAUGGACAUCAUAUGAUGGCUCCUUUCUUCGUUCACCUCAACAAAACUCUUCCCUGGUCUCCGUGUAGUGCACUAUACAUCACAGAGUUCUUCGACAAUGGCCACGGUGACUGUUUGCUGGAUCCACCAGAGAAGGCCAUCCCUUUACCCACUGAGCUCCCCGGUUACAAGUUUGGUCUACGCCGUCAGUGCCAGCAGGCGUUUGGGGACAAAUACACCCAAUGUCCAAAUGCUCCUGAAGAUCAGGCAUGUGCACAGCUGUGGUGUCAAGAGGAAGGAAAGAUACAGUGCACCACCCGGAAUGGAAGCCUCCCAUGGGCCGACGGUACUCCCUGUGGGGAGGACAGGCGAUGUCGUGAGGGUUUGUGUGUGUCGAGCGCACUGGAAGAGGCGGGAGAGGAGAAGGUGCCAGUCAAUGGUGGGUGGGGAGAGUGGGGCCCUUGGGGGCCAUGUUCACGGACAUGUGGUGGGGGUGUGGAGUUUUCUCACCGUGAGUGCACUGCUCCAGUGCCACAGAACGGGGGAUCGUACUGUGUGGGACAGAGGGUCAAAUACCAGUCCUGCAAUACUCAGACUUGCCCAGAGGACCAUGGAAAAAGCUUCAGAGAGGAGCAGUGUGAGAAGCAUAACAGUGACCGUUACUUGGACAUUCAAGGGAACAUAAAGCAGUGGAUCCCCAAAUAUUCUGGUGUCUCUCCACGAGACCGCUGCAAACUCGUCUGCCGAGCCAAAGGGAGCAAUGAAUUCAAAGUUUUUGAAGCCAAGGUUGUGGAUGGCACCACCUGCGGGCCAGACACCACAUCUAUCUGUGUUCAGGGCCAGUGCAUCAAAGCCGGCUGUGACCAGGUGAUAGGCUCAAAUGAAAAGCUGGAUAAGUGUGGUAUCUGUGGAGGCGACGGUACGAACUGUAGGAAAAUAAGUGGUUCCCUAAACAAAGCUACUAUUGGCUACAUUGAUAUUGUUACCAUCCCGGCUGGGGCUACUAAUAUUGACAUAAAGCAACGCAGCCAUCGAGGCAUCGCACACGACGGUAACUACUUAGCCGUAAAGGCGGAAGGUGGAACCUACAUCCUGAAUGGAAAUUUCUCAGUGUCUAUGGCAGAGCAGGAUAUCCCAGUGCCUGGUGCCAUGCUUCGCUACAGUGGCUCUUCCACCACCUUGGAGCGACUUCUCAGCUUUCAGACACUUCGGGAGCCCAUCACUGUCCAGCUGCUGUCCACUGCUGGGGACACCUCACCGCCUAGGAUCAAGUAUACUUUCUUUUUGCCCAGGGAUGUGCCUUUUAGCAAACCUGGCACAGAAAGCAGGAUUUCGGCACAUGUUAUCUUGCCUUUUGGUGGAGCUGACUGGGUCUUGGGUGAGUGGUCUGAGUGCUCCAAGAGCUGUGGUGCUGGAUGGUCCAGGAGAAGCGUGGAGUGUAGAGAUGGGCAUGGAUCCCUGUCUUACCUCUGCGAUGCUGACCUGCGACCGGCAGACAUCCAGCCCUGUGGGGAUCUGCCCUGUCCCUUGUGGCAAAUGGGGCCAUGGUCAGCAUGCUCACGGACUUGCGGACCCGGAGAGCGCCACCGUACCGUGGUCUGUGUGGACUACAUGGGCAAGGUUCUAGGGCAUGAGAAGUGCAACCCAGAUAAGAGGCCAGAGGUAGUUGUAGGGGAAUGUUUUUACCAGGACUGCUAAAGCUGUCGUUGUGUCCACUUUUAGAGAAUGAGGAGGUGGUGGGAUCUGUUGUGUCUUUAGUGACUGAGAAAGCCCUUCCAAGCUUCAGAAGCAAUCAAAGAAGCUCUUAGGCAUAACAAGGGCGUUUGUUAUGAAUUAUUACCUAUAUCAUGGUUUAAUCUAAUUCUCUGUCUUAUUUUGUUUAAUUUUAUCCACAAAGGUAACCUCCCACGGAGAUCUACCUCAGUCAAUACAAGCUUCAUAAUGUUCACAGUUGUUUAGAGAGAAGUCCUUUGGAAAACACCAAAACCUUUGAACAAACCUGCUGAAAUUCUGUUCAAACAUCUGUCAGAUACCUCCAUAAUGCAGUACAGUUGAAUGAGUCCAAAUUUAAUGAUAUUUCUGAAGGUGGUCACACAAAUUAUUCAAGUCAGAGCACCUUCCUAAAAAAAAAAACGUCCAGGACGGACUUCAUUUUAGUGUCUUCAUACAUGCUAGAUGAAUUGAUUUCACGCAUUUAAUUGCCAGCUUUGUAGCAUUGAUUCUGUUUCAUCUACUACUUUUAAUACUGGCAUUACCCUUGAAGGCUUUCAGAUUUUUCAUAUUACAACACUGGAAGAAACAGUAUUUGGAAGUACAUUCCUUUACUGGCCACACGAUAGCUGUAUUUGAACAAUAUACACAGAGAAUAGCUGUUGGAAUAGAUACAAAUGUGCUAAUUUUACAUUUAAAAUGUUACAUGGUUACGACUGUUAAUUUGGAUGAAUGAUUUUAGUUUGUAAUGAAGAAUCAAAGUGGAAUUGCCUUCUCUCACACACUGUUGUCUACAGCCAUUAGUCAACAAGCUACCCCGGUCUGACAGCAACAGUGUACAGACUGCAAAGAGUGCCUUAAAUUAAUUACUUUUUCUAUUAGCAUCCACUGGUGCACAUUACUUAAAAGGGAUCAGAUAAUAUAACCGAUACUGACAUAUGUGACUUUACAGGAGAAAAUAAUUUAUUGCUAAAUGUUCAUUUAGAACUGGAUAAUUACUGUAUAUUACUGGACACACAUGUGCCCACAAGAUAGUUGCAAUGAUUACUAAAAAAAAAAAAAAAAGAAAGAAAAUACACUAUAUUAUGUUUAUUGACACUGUAUAAAUACAUUUAAAAAUCUAUCACCCUCACACCCAUCAUAAGAAUGAAAAAAAAAUAUAAAUGUGUAUAUAUAUAUAUAUAUAUAUAUUAUUUUUAUAUAUAUAUAUAUAUAUAUAUUUCUUAAUGUAAUGAGACAAAUAUAGGUCAAGAGUUUGUUUUAAUGCAGUAGUACUGAGCAGACAGGCCUGAUAUUUCUGAAAUUUUCCCUUUAGCCAGAAGAACACUGAUAUUUUUCAAUAAGUGCAAGAGCUGUUUCGCAUAUGGUGAAAUGAGAUUAGAUUUGAUAUGUAGUUGCAAAAUUACCUAGCCUAUAAUUUAACGGAAUAGGACCUGUAAAGGAAAAAAAUGAGAGAAAAGAUUUGCAUUCCAUUGAGUCUAAAGUAUGCAAGUUUUUGAAUGGUGCAUAUUUGAAACUAAAGCAUUCUAUCCCUUCAAUGAAGGUCUGCACAAUGCUAUUGUUAUAGCUUCCUUUUACAAGCUAUUUAUUUUUUCUACCUUUAACACCUAAUGUUUUUUUUCCCUUGAUGCUGCUGUCUGUCUUAUACAUGAUUGAUGUAUGAAUUUAAAUCAAUUAAAUAUGUG